GGACAGGGCCAGCAUGGAGUCCAGCCCAGAGUAUCUCAUCUGUUCUCAUCUCCAUCCAGUCUCUGAUGACUGAGAACCCCUAUCACAAUGAACCCGGCUUUGAACAGGAGCGCCACCCAGGAGACAGUAAGAACUACAACGAGUGUAUUCGCCAUGAAACCAUGAGGGUGGCAGUGUGUGACAUGCUGGAAGGCAAAGUCACCUGUCCUGAAGCUCUGGGGAGCGUGAUGGAAAAGUCCUUCCUAGAGUACUAUGAUUUCUAUGAGGGAGUCUGCAAAGAGAGACUGCAUCUACAGGGCCAGAACAUGCAGGUGACUACUAUU
This is a messenger RNA of Monopterus albus (swamp eel), 323 nucleotides long. RefSeq names its product ubiquitin-conjugating enzyme E2 Z-like. Gene Ontology annotation, biological process: negative regulation of apoptotic process. Gene Ontology annotation, molecular function: cysteine-type endopeptidase inhibitor activity. The record is from RefSeq and is a predicted model, not a curated record. The transcript has 3 exons. The annotation marks the transcript as partial. Lineage: Eukaryota; Metazoa; Chordata; Actinopteri; Synbranchiformes; Synbranchidae. Gene Ontology annotation, cellular component: nucleus.